Anthostomella pinea is the source of this 1011-nucleotide messenger RNA. The record is from the annotation of a GenBank genome assembly. NCBI's taxonomy places the organism in Eukaryota, Fungi, Ascomycota, Sordariomycetes, Xylariales, Xylariaceae.
AUGCCUUCUUCCUCGUCUAUCCUUUCCUUCCUCGGCCUGUUGGCCAUGGUCUCGGGACACUCCGUCAUAUUAAACGUCCAGGGCAUCGCAGGAACACCGGCAAGCGUCGGCUUCCAGGUCGAUCCCGAGAUCGCAAGGAACUGCACUUCCAUCAGCCCUUGCCAGCAAGAUGCGACCCUCAUAAGAGACGCCGAGAUCAAGGCCAACGUGGUCAACGAGUGCGGCCGUACCGAGAUUAACGGCAACAUCGACAUUGGCGAGAAUACUGAAAAUGCCCUCUCAGCCAAUGCCGUGACACAGGUCGAGGCUGGAACACAGAUGACCGUCACCAUUCACCAAGUCAAUGCGGACGGUGCCGGUCCUUAUGCUUGCGACCUGGUCGAGGCUGGAAACAACGGUGUCAUCACCCAAAACCUGACGGUUGCGAACAACGUGCCUGGCGUCAAUGGCUUCUCCCAGGCCAAGGAACAGGACUUCAAUGUCACGGUCACCAUGCCCGACACCCUGGCCUGCACCGGCUCUUCUGCCGGCAAUGUAUGCACAGUUCGCUGCCGCAACAACGCUCUAGCUGGUCCGUUCGGCGGCUGCUUCCCCGUGCAGCAAGUCGACACCACGGCCAGCAAAAAUGUGGCGUCCGCUGUUGACACCAACCUGAGCCUGGAGAAGGUGCAAGCACAAGUUGCCCAGGACAAGCAGGACCUGCCGGCCGCCAUCAAGGCGGUCCAGGAUGCUGGCACACCCGAAAACCUCUCUGCUGCUGCCGUUGCCAGCAGUGUUCUUGGUCUACAGGUAACGAGCUCUGCGGCUCCUGUGCAGACAGUCGACGUGGUCACCGGAAUAGCUGCGGCGGCUGCUACGGCUACUGCUGACGCCAGCAACAACGGCAAGAAAGGCAAAGGCAACGACAAGAACAACCAGCGAAGAGAGGUCUCCAACUUUCGAACACUCGCCGACGUGCUACUGAAAGAGUAUUGGCUAACUCGGAGUAUUCUAGUGGCUUUCUACGCAUAA